GAUGCCUCCUGCUUGCCGAUCCAAUCACAUCACGCACACGCUUCCGGCGAAUCCAGCACGGAACAAAUUGCCCCUCACCCACCUUGACUCGCCGCCGCCGUCGCAAACCACCCACCCGAUCCCCAAAUCGCCCCCCACCCGCCUUGACUCGCCGCCGCGGUCGUAAAUCCCGCACCCGAUCCUCAAAUUCUCCGGUGGUGAUGGCAGCCAGCCUGUGGCGCGCCGUGAUGGACAGCGUCAGCGGCUCCUCCUCCUCCCCCUCGGCGCUGGACGCGCCUCCGGGCGGCGGCGUCGAGUUCUGGCACGGUGCGGAGCGCGCGGGUUGGCUAAACAAGCAAGGCGAGUACAUCAAGACGUGGAGGCGGCGGUGGUUCGUGCUCAAGCAGGGGAGGCUCUUCUGGUUCAAGGACCCUGUGGUGACGCGGGCCUCGGUGCCCCGCGGCGUCAUCCCCGUCGCCUCCUGCCUCACAGUCAAGGGCGCCGAGGACGUGCUCAACCGCCAGUUCGCCUUCGAGCUCUCCACGCCUGCCGAGACCAUGUACUUCAUCGCGGACUCCGAGAAGGAGAAGGAGGAGUGGAUUAACUCCAUCGGUCGCUCCAUCGUCCAGCACUCCCGGUCCGUCACCGACGCAGAGGUCGUCGACUACGACAGCCGCCCCCAGCCCCCGCCGCAGCCUAAGGCUAGCGAAGAGAGUGAACCAGCAGCUUAAUGGGGAGGUGAUUCCUGCCAACUCUCUCGAUAUGGCUCUGAAUUUUAGCAUAUGUACUUCCAAUUCCAAGUGAUUGUGGGCUUGUGCCGACUUUCCUUUGUUUCUUCACUCCUGAAACAAAUGUAGUAUAUUAACUAUCAACGAUAUGGUCUGGUAUGUUAAUAAACUGUACUUUUGUGUAUAUUUUUUUUAUGUUUAUA
Sorghum bicolor (sorghum) is the source of this 910-nucleotide messenger RNA. RefSeq names its product pleckstrin homology domain-containing protein 1. Bases 201 to 710 code for a protein of 169 amino acids. The record is from RefSeq and is a predicted model, not a curated record. The transcript is spliced from 2 exons. Lineage: Eukaryota; Viridiplantae; Streptophyta; Magnoliopsida; Poales; Poaceae.